CCCCCUGGCACCCUGGAAGACUCGGUUCGAUCCUGACCUCUUCCUGCGAUACGUGUCGCAAUAUGUAUACAUGUUCCUAUAUAUGUCACACGUUUCGCCCAUGACGAGGACGAAGAUUAGAAACACCAUGCUCGCGGCACGGUAGAAUCCGGAGUAGGGCGGAGAUAAGACUCAUUACAAUUCCAAUGAUAAUCGCUUGUGGUGCACAAUAAUGCGUAGGUGGAGGUUUCUCUGAGCCCGCGCGCGCACGUGAGCUAGGCGUGGAGACGCUCGCGACGAAGGUUAUGGGAUAAUUGCCGGAGUUUCUCACUCGCGAGGAGUAUGGGAAACUUUGUGGGCGACAUCGUGAUAUGCGUGCUGCUGCUACUUUCAGUCAGCAUCAUAUUUGGAACCAGCGAGGUCGUCAAGCUGUUCACAAACAACGGCGAAGAAAUCCUGAAAACGUCCACGUAUAGCUGGAUUUUUCGUCUGUGCUUGAAUUUAUUGGGAUACGCCACUGUGCUGUUGCCGGGUUGCCUUAUAUACAAAUAUGUACGAUAUACAAAGUACAUUCAAAGGGGUGGGAAAGGCUGUAUCCCCAGACUGGUGCAUUCGUGCUUCGUGGGACACUGCGAGACUGGUCUCCUGGACUCGCCGUCUUACGCUCCCAAUGCUUCCACCCAUGCCCAGCGGACAUUUACCCAAGAUGCCCUACUCCUGGCAUAUUGCUUCAUCGGGCUACAAUUUAGUUAUCUGACGUGGGGCUACUUGCAAGAAAAGAUAAUGACACAAGAAUACGAGGAUGCUUCUGGCAAUAAAGGGCGGUUUCAAGAUUCGCAAUUUCUGGUGUUUGUGAAUCGCAUCCUUGCCUUCCUCACGUCGGGAUUAUAUUUACUUAUUCAACGCCAGCCGCAGCACAAGACACCCCUGUACAAGUACGCCUUUUGCUCCUUGUCGAAUAUCAUGAGCAGCUGGUGUCAGUACGAAGCUCUGAAGUACGUCAGUUUUCCAACGCAGGUACUGGCUAAAGCCUCUAAAAUCAUCCCAGUCAUGUUAAUGGGAAAAAUAAUUUCGCACACUACAUACGAGUAUUACGAGUAUGUCACCGCGAUUCUCAUCUCCAUCGGAAUGACGCUCUUUAUGCUGGACAGUUCUGAUCAUAAAAACGAUGGGGCUACAACGCUCUCCGGCGUCAUUUUAUUGGGAGGUUACUUACUAUUAGAUAGCUUCACAAGUACCUGGCAGAACGCACUUUUUACGGAUUACGGUGUGACCAGCGUACAAAUGAUGUGUGCAGUCAACAUGUUCUCCUGUUUGCUGACCGCGAUGUCUCUGUUUCAACAAUCGAGCUUUCCGCUGAUAUUCUCUUUCAUGGCGACGUACCCCAGGUUUAUAGUCGACUGCUUGCUGAUUUCAAUUUGCUCAGCAACAGGCCAGUUGUACAUCUUUUUCACCAUUUCGAAAUUUGGAUCCAUUACAUUUGUCAUUAUAAUGACUAUUCGUCAGGGCCUGGCGAUACUGCUGUCAUGUUUGACCUAUCAUCACGAGUUAAGCGUUGUUGGAGUGUUCGGUAUACUGCUGGUAUUCGGCUCGGUAUUUUUACAAAUUUACUGCAACAAUCGAUUGCGUGCAAUCAGAAGACGCAGAGCCGCGGCAAGCAGUAUAAAGCAUUGAGAGUGGUAUUACCUAGGCAGAAAUGCAAUUUUAAUUAUCGUAAAAGUAGAAUUCUAUCGACUGUUUGCCGUAAUUGUCAUAGAUUAGGGGUCUGUAGUAAUUAGACGUUGGCCGUAAUUGUGGGCGCUAAAUUUUAAUCCUAUUUCAUUUAUAAUCGACACCGUGGUAACAAUGGGGUAAUCUUACCAUGUAGAUCGCGAAUGUACCUUCGAUAGUUUUCGAUCGUGUGGACUUUGCGAAAUAUUUGUUGCAGUAGCCAAUGUAUUGCGCGUGUGUUAACGUAUCUGGGAAGAUAAGUACUUGAAAAUAUGUGAUCUGAAAAAACGUCGGCAUUAUACCAUUACGAAAAGAAAGCGUGUAUGUGUGUGUGUGUUACGCCACAUGUAUUACGGCGUAUUGUAUUAUUUAUUUGAAAAAUAUUUAUUUUGAUAUAAAUGCGUAUACACAACAAA
Molecule: messenger RNA, 2105 nt
Organism: Vollenhovia emeryi
Lineage: Eukaryota; Metazoa; Arthropoda; Insecta; Hymenoptera; Formicidae
Product: adenosine 3'-phospho 5'-phosphosulfate transporter 1
Exons: 8
Coding region: 322-1653 (443 amino acids)
Biological process (GO): transmembrane transport
Cellular component (GO): endoplasmic reticulum membrane; Golgi membrane
Molecular function (GO): 3'-phosphoadenosine 5'-phosphosulfate transmembrane transporter activity
Source: RefSeq, a predicted model, not a curated record